Messenger RNA from Lycium barbarum (goji berry), 1767 nucleotides. RefSeq names its product ethylene-responsive transcription factor CRF1-like. Gene Ontology annotation, molecular function: DNA-binding transcription factor activity; DNA binding. The transcript has a single exon. Gene Ontology annotation, biological process: regulation of DNA-templated transcription. The record is from RefSeq and is a predicted model, not a curated record. Lineage: Eukaryota; Viridiplantae; Streptophyta; Magnoliopsida; Solanales; Solanaceae. The coding region runs from base 516 to 1526 and encodes 336 amino acids.
UUUCGGUCUCCACUACAACUCUCUCUACUACACUCUGUUCAAAAUCGUACUCUCCUUUCAACUUUCUCCAAAAUUUUCAUAAGAAAAUCACUCUAUAAACACCUAUAAAAUUCUAGUUUCAUCACAACUUUUACUCCAUUUAGCAAAGCUGAUUCUUUUUCCUUUGCAACUGUUCUGUGUCUCUGUUUUUCUGAAACUUUUCUCUGGGUUUACAGCACUGACGUAACCCAUUUUUUUUCUCACUGUACUGUUCUUUAAGAGAGUAAUAUUCUGUUAUUCUUAUCACAUAAAAAAGAUUUGAACCUCUUUAUCUUCUUUUUUCUGGAUUUCCUUUUUUGGCUCUUAAAACGGGUGGUUUCCAACAUAAUCACUUGUUGAAGAUUUUUGUUUUACCAAAAACUGUUACAAAAAGCUUGUUGCCUUAGUAGUCUUUAUUCCAAGAAUCUUUUUUACCUCACCCCCUCUUUCUUACUUUCGCUUUCAAUGCGAAUCUGAAAAAAAAAUCACACAUAAAAAUGGACCAAGACCAACAAACCAUGUUGUCUAGUAAACCCAUCAAAUAUACUGAACACAAAAAACAAAUCACUAUGGUUAAAUCAUCAGCUCCGGCUACUUUCACCGGCCGGAAGAGAAACUCCGACGUAAAUUCCGGUGGACCUAGAGUUGUACGUAUAACUGUUACUGAUGCUGAUGCUACUGAUAGUUCAAGUGAUGAAAGAGAAGAAGAAGGGUUUUUUAACCGUCAAAGAGUAAAAAUAUUUGUUACCGAAGUAAAAAUAGAACAACAAAACGGUAAAAACAGCAACACUAACGGAAGUGUAACGGAAGUUGUCGUUCCAAAGAGGAAGAAGAAGAACGCUAGAGUAACUGCGGUAACGGCAGCGAGUAAAGCUGUUAAAAAGUUUAGAGGUGUAAGGCAAAGGCCAUGGGGAAAAUGGGCGGCUGAGAUUAGAGAUCCAUUGAGACGUGUACGGUUAUGGUUAGGUACUUAUAAUACAGCAGAAGAAGCAGCUAUGGUUUAUGACCACGCGGCUAUUCAGUUACGUGGACCUGACGCCCUUACCAAUUUUGCUGCUCCAGUGAAAACUAGUUGUUCCGGCAGUUACAACUCCGGUGAAGAGAGUAGUCAUCAACGGUCACCAAAAUCUGUUUUACGUUGUGCUGCUUCCACGUCAUUUGAUGAGUCACAACAGAAUAAUGAAGAAGCUGAAGCUGAGUCAUUACCGAUUUUACCCUCCGUUAAGGACGUUGAUUUCAGGGAUGAAAAUGACAUUUCCAUGUCGGAAAACUUUUGUGAUUUUUCAUCAUCCUUUGAGAGUUUUUUCGGACCCGAUGAUUUGUUUCCUAUACCCGACUUGUUUGAACCCACAACUUUACCUGAUAACAUGUUCACUUGUUGUAAUGACAUGUUUAUCGGGUCAAGUAAUACUGAUUUCGGUUUCGGGUCUUCUUCAUCUUGGCCCGAAGAUGAUUACUUUCAGGAUUUUGGAGAUGUAUUCGGGUCUGACCCGCUUGUGGCACUUUGAAGUUCAGGUUGAGUGAAUGGUUCAAAUUAUCGUAUUUAAGUUUUUUAAAUUUCGUUAUUAAGUUUUGUCUAAAUUUGUUGAUUAACGUUUAGUUUUAAAUGUGAGUGAUUAGUGAGUAAUUAUGGAGUGUACUGAUAACAGUAAUUAUGGAGUAGUAGUAAGUAAUAUGUAAUGUAACAGCUCCGUCACAGUAACGGUGAUGAUGGAUGAGAUUUUGCGGUACAGUGUUGUUUUUGUGUUU